GAGACUGGCCGAGGUGCUUAGUCGCAGUCGCCAUUUUGUCGGGUAGUCGUCGGGAUCGUCGUGUCUCUCUCAGUCGUCGGGGAUUUCGUCCGUAUUUCGUUCGGGCGAAGUGAAACGCGCCGCCGAAUUUGGAUACCCGAUAGCCCCACGCGUAACGUCACCCCGCAAAUGGCUUGUCUGAACACUCUCAAGCAGGAAAUCAAAACGCUCGAAUCCGUCUUCCCCAAGAGCCAUGAGAGGUUUCAGAUAAUGUCUGCGAGCGUGGACGAGCUCAGCUGCAGAUUCGUCGGUAAAAAUGGGAAGAAGUACGAAAUACACGCCAAUAUUACAGAAACUUACCCUUCAACACCACCAGUUUGGUUUGCCGAAUCCGAAGAAACUAGUGUUACAAAUGCUGUACAAAUUUUAAGUAACACGACGGGACGCGACAACCACGUAAUCAACCAAGUUGGAAUUCUUUUGAAAGAAUUAUGCAGAUUACAUUCGUUACCAGAACCACCAGAUGUCGAAAGACUCAGAACUGCUUUGGAUCCCUUACGUUUAGGAGGACCAAACGAAGCAGUGGCGCAAAGGAUGGACGCCGAAGAUAUAGAUGAUAUUGACGAGGACGAAGAGAGCGAGACUGAAGAAGACUUACACUUGGAUAUGGAUGAAGGAGACGCUAAUGCUAAGAGUAAGAGUGAAGAAAUGGAUUUGGAACAUCUUGCAACAUUGGAAAGGUUGAGACAGAAUCAGAGACAAGAUUAUUUGAAAGGAUCUGUUUGUGGAAGUGUGCAAGCUACUGAUAGACUCAUGAAAGAACUACGUGAUAUAUAUCGAAGUGACAGCUUUAAAAAAGGCAUGUAUAGCAUAGAACUAGUAAAUGACAGUUUGUAUGAAUGGAAUAUCAGGUUGAUGUGUGUAGAUCCUGAUUCACCACUUCACAGCGAUCUCAUUCUUUUGAAAGAGAAAGAGGGCAAAGACAGUAUUCUUCUCAACAUGCUUUUCAAGGAAACCUAUCCAUUUGAACCUCCAUUUGUAAGAGUUGUACAUCCCAUCAUUUCUGGUGGUUAUGUUCUUGUGGGAGGUGCUAUUUGUAUGGAACUUCUUACAAAACAAGGGUGGAGUUCGGCAUACACAGUAGAAGCUGUUAUAAUGCAAAUUUCAGCAACGUUAGUGAAAGGAAAAGCACGUAUACAGUUCCAAGGAUCAGGUGGUGCUGGAAAAGUGUGUGGUGGACAAGGCCAAUAUAGUUUGGCGCGUGCCCAACAGUCAUUCAAGUCUCUUGUACAAAUACAUGAAAAAAAUGGUUGGUUUACACCCCCGAAAGAGGAUGGCUAAUGAACAGCGAUUACAAAGUACCGAAAAUAUGACACAUGCUUACAACUGAGACUUUAAUUCGGUGUGUGCCCAACAAGUAAUUGUUAUGAUAAUGAUUUGAUACACAAACACAACAGUAACUAGGUAACUUAAGAUACUAAAUUAAUCUAUUGUAUAAUUCCUUUCAUGGCUAAAAAGCUGCCGUACUUUGGUUGUAUCCAUAUAUUUUCGGUCACUAGCUGUAGGUCGCGAGUUGUAUCAGUAAAUGUAAGGUAUCAUUUCAUUCGAAAUUGAUUCUUAUGUUUCGAGAAAAUCCCAAUUAUUAUUAUACUAUGUAAUAAUUAUUACUAUAUAGUAAUUAUUGCUAUAUGUAGUAAUUAUUAUUAUAUAUAGUAAUUUUAGUACCCUUGAAGAUACAUAUGUUGUACGUGCGAAACAGUAUAAAUAUUCUGAAAAAUGCGUUUGCGCAAUCGUGCUUCCUGUCUUUUUAACGGGAGGAGAUUAUGUGUGGUUAGCAUUUUAGAUUAAUAUAAUACUGAAGAGAUUUUUAAGUGUCUCUUUUAUUGUUUUAUCAUUUUGUAAGUAUCAUUUUUUUUAUCUCUUAUAAAAGAAGUUAUUCUCUGUGAAGGUUAUCCUCUGUGCAAUUUGAUUGAUAUAUUUAUAUAUAAGCAAGUAAAAAUAUGGUAGUGAAAAUGCAUCUCCAAGGAACAUGGAUACCAUUUUUUUUCUCAUUCUUGAAAAUUUUUGUCAGAUAUCUUACAAGCGAUAUUCAAAUUAUGCAAACGCACAACCAAAGCAUUUCUCUGUAAAUUAUUUGGAGAUAAAGUGACUAAAUGUGUAGCAUAUAAGUAUAGCUUUUCAUUAGGAGGCUCUAGAGAGUACAAUCAUAGAAAUGACAAAAGUUUCUGCAAACUUUUUAAACUUGCAAUUAAAUGUUUCGUACAACUAAUUUUAUCUACAUUAAUCAAGUCAGAUUUUUGACACGAGAAGCGAUAUUUUUUUACAUUCGGCAAAUAUAGCAUAUUUUGUAGUAUUAAUAGAUUAGGUAAAAUGUAGAAUCUUAUAUAUUAU
This is a messenger RNA of Camponotus floridanus (Florida carpenter ant), 2370 nucleotides long. Its product is annotated as ubiquitin-conjugating enzyme E2 Q2. The transcript has 6 exons. Gene Ontology annotation, cellular component: nucleus. Gene Ontology annotation, biological process: protein polyubiquitination. Gene Ontology annotation, molecular function: ubiquitin conjugating enzyme activity. The coding region runs from base 169 to 1320 and encodes 383 amino acids. The record is from RefSeq and is a predicted model, not a curated record. Lineage: Eukaryota; Metazoa; Arthropoda; Insecta; Hymenoptera; Formicidae.